Hylaeus anthracinus is the source of this 1081-nucleotide messenger RNA. It is a transcript of the gene GXIVsPLA2, whose product is annotated as group XIIA secretory phospholipase A2. NCBI's taxonomy places the organism in Eukaryota, Metazoa, Arthropoda, Insecta, Hymenoptera, Colletidae. The record is from RefSeq and is a predicted model, not a curated record. Gene Ontology annotation, molecular function: calcium ion binding; A2-type glycerophospholipase activity. The transcript has 3 exons. Gene Ontology annotation, cellular component: extracellular region. Gene Ontology annotation, biological process: phospholipid metabolic process; lipid catabolic process; arachidonate secretion. The coding region runs from base 272 to 892 and encodes 206 amino acids.
UUUUUUAAUAAAAUUGCAAAAUUACGAGAAACACGAUACGAUAAUGGAAAAAUAAUGAUUAGGAUUGGUUUGUAACGUAUUCAAAUUACCAUCAGCAGCUAGGUAUGAAAUGCUGUGUAUAUACCGUGUGACGAAAGGUAAUCGUAAAAACUAUUUCGUCGUUGGUGAUUAAGAGUACACGAUCGUGCACACGUAUGCGACUCGAUUCACCUAAAAAUAUCUACAGACCGGUGAAACAGUGGUGUCAGUGGUGCGUGGACAACGCGUAAGGAUGGAUUUUUCUCAAUAUCGAAAAAUCCUAGUUUACGUGUUGACGUUUCUAGCUUACGCAUGGUCUGGCUACGGAGCUGGUUUACUGUCGAACUUAAGGGACGCCGUAUUGGCAGCUGAAACAGUUUUCCAGGAUUUAUUUCAGAAUGCAAUUACAGUAGCAAGGAAAAUCAAGGACAUACACGAAGUGUUUGACGCAGCAGUGGAAGAAAACUGCAUUUUCAAAUGUCCAGGAGGUAUCACGCCAAAACCAGAUUGGAAUCAUAAACCACAAAGCAAUGGAUGCGGCUCUUUAGGAAUAGAGAUAAACCAAGAAUACUUGCCGUUAGCGGAAAUGACCAAAUGUUGCGAUGCACACGACAUUUGCUACGAUACCUGUAAUUCAGUGAAGGAGAGCUGCGAUUUGGAAUUUAAAAGAUGCUUGUACAGAUACUGCGAUGGAUAUCAAACAUCCGCUAUCAUAAACACAUGCAAAGGUGCCGCGAAAAUGCUGUUUACAGGCACGACUGCUCUGGGAUGUAAGAGUUACAUGGACGCGCAAAAGGAAGCCUGUUACUGUGGCGAUAAAUGGAAUAGGAACAAGAAACCUAAGAAAGCUGCUCAAGCUGGCGGAGAACUGUAAAAUUAUACGAAUCUCUCGGUUUAAGUAAUUCACGUGGAGCGUGUCCCAUACUCUGUUUACGAAACCUCUAGCCAUUAAGUCUGUGAUUUUAUACUAGUUCUGCUGGCGCUAAACGCGAGAUAAAUUUGAAAUUGUACGAGGUCCUAACAUUUUAUACGUGACCAAUAAAAUCUGAUUUUACCACCCAAA